Mirounga angustirostris (Northern elephant seal) is the source of this 11312-nucleotide messenger RNA. It is a transcript of the gene PCNT, whose product is annotated as pericentrin. The transcript is spliced from 47 exons. The coding region runs from base 174 to 9107 and encodes 2977 amino acids. Lineage: Eukaryota; Metazoa; Chordata; Mammalia; Carnivora; Phocidae. Gene Ontology annotation, biological process: signal transduction. The record is from RefSeq and is a predicted model, not a curated record. Gene Ontology annotation, molecular function: molecular adaptor activity.
GCGGCGGGGCAGACGGCGCACGCCGGGGGCGGAGCCGGACCCACGUCUGCGUGACAGUUGUCGCGGGGGGGAGGGCGAGCCCAGACUAGGGGGAGGGAGUGUAAAUAGAGCGAAGGCGGCGGCGUGUCGAUCCCGUCACCUCUCGGGCGACCCGCGAGCAGCCCCGGAGGGAGAUGGAAGGAGAUGAGCAAGAGCAGCGGCGCAGAAAGGUGGAGGCCGGGAGAGCGAAGCUUGCUCACUUCCGACAGAGAAAAACAAAAGGUGACUGUGCGCAUCCGAAGAAAAAGACGGCGAAGAGGAAGGGCCCGGCUGUCGAUGCGCCUGUCCAGGAGGAGAGCCCGGUAGCCACCGAGGAUGGUGGACUCCUGGGAAGAGGGGACGUUUGCAAAGACGAGUCAUGCGGUGACACCCCUGAUGGGGCAGGAGCAGCGCAGGACCGUGAGCAAGAAUAUAAGCUAGAAAUUGCGGAACUGAUGAGAAGACAGAAGGAUGAGGUCGGCGCACAGCAGCAGGUGGCCGUGGAGCCCCAGCGGCCGACAGAGAUGCAGCAGGUGCGGCUGCAGGCCCAGCCGGUGCCUUCCCUGGAGCUGGAGGCGCUGCGCCUGAGUCUGAGCAACAUGCACACGGUGCAGCUGGAGCUGACCCAGGCCAACCUCCAGAAGGAGAAGGAGACGGCGCUGACGGAGCUGCGGGCCAUGCUGAACGGUCGGCAUGCCCAGGAGCUGGCCCUGCUGCGGAGCAGGCAGCAGCAGGAGCUCGAGCUGACCAGGGGGCAGCACGCGCGGGAGCGGGAGGAGACGGUGCAGCGCUGCAGCCGGGAGACAGCCGAGCUGAAGGAGAAGUUACAGGCGGAAAUGGAGAAGAACGCGAGGAUGAUAGAGAACCUGAAGCAAGACUGGGAAUCAGAGAGGGGUUUAUGCUUAGAAAACCUACGCAGAGAAUUGUCUGCAAAGCAUCGGUUGGAAUUGGAGAAUUUACAAGACCAGUUUAAGAAAGAAUUGGACGAACAGAAAGCUGAAUUGGAGAAGAUUUUUCAAGCCAAAACUCAGGCCGAAUGUGCCCUGAGGACUCUGGAGACCCAGCAGGAAGCAGCCCUGCGACAGUUACGCGAAGACCUGCAGUCUGAGCGCGGUCAGUACGUGCGGGACUUGGAGCAGAGACUCCGAGACCAGGAGGCAGAAAAACAGCUGGAGUUAGAGAGCCUCCGGGCGUCCUACGCAGAGCUGAAGGCUCAGUCGCAAGAAGAGAUCCUGCGCCUGUGGUCUCAGCUCGAGUCUCCGACACCUGACAGACAGGACUCGAGUGAGUUCCACGACCAGCUCCCGGCCCUCACGCCUCAUGGGGAAGAGCUAGAGCGCCUAAGGCAAGACUUCCAGCAGCAGCGGCAGCGAGAGAAGGCCGAGCACGAGUCUGAGCUGGAGCAGUUGAGAAUUUACUUUGAGAAGAAAUUAGAGGAGGCUGAGAAAAGCUACCAAGAAGACCUGAUUGUGUUACAGCGGCGGCUGCAGGAGGUGAAUGAAGAGUCUCUUCUGGAGUCUGUGGAAAUCAGUCCACCCAGUGUGUGUUUAGAAGAGAGGUCUGAGAAAGGAAGAAGAGAACACUGCGACGGACUCCGCCUUCAGCCUGAGUUCGAAGAAAACCACCGGUGCCAACCAGCAGCGUUGAAGUCCUCCCUGGAAGCCCGGCGGGAGGUGGGCCUCGUAGGGACCCAGGUGUUGGAGGGGGAGCAACGUGUGGGUCUCUCAGAAGGGCCCGGCGAAGAGCUUGCUCUGGUGCCGCUCCCGUGUGCACAGGACACGGCCUUGGAGGUGGAGACAGAGGUGACGGCCAGCGUCUUGGGUUUGGAAACUGAGCACAGGCUUAAACUCUCACUUCUUCAGACGGAGCUCAGGGAAGAAAUUGACGUCUUAAAACUAGAAAAUAGAAAUUUACAUGAGAAGUUGCAGCACGAAAUCUGCCUGAAAGAGGACUUGGAGAGGGUAAAAUAUAACUUGGUUGAAGAUCACCAGGAGGAGCUGAAGAAAGCUAAGGAGAAAUUACAGCUGAUGAAGCAAGAAUUCAAAGACAAAGAAGCAGAAUGGAAAGUGGCGAGUGAGAAUCUAAAGAGAAAAGCUGAAGAGGAACUCGCGCUGAUGCUCCUUGACCUGAAAGAACAAGCUGAAGCUGAAAAGCAGUCAAUAAUAAACAAGUUUGAGCUUCGAGAAAUCAAAAUGAGGCAACUUCAGGAUCAGCAGGCAGCCCAGAUCCUGGACCUGGAGGGGUCCCUGGUGGAGCAGCAGGGCCGGCUCCGGCAGCUGGAGCUCGGGCUUGCAGGGGACGAGUGUCCACAGUGCAGCCAGUGUGGCCGGGAGCCAGGUGGCCGUCUGGCUCCUGCAGACCAGGCCUGGGAGCUUGCCGCACUCCGCCUGAAGGACGACUGUGCCCUCCAGCUGAUGCAGGCACAGAACAGGUUUUUAAAAGAACGUAAAGAAAUCACAGAGAAAUUCACUGCGGAACAGGAUGCCCUCCUUCGGGAGGCCCAGGAGAAGCACGCCUGUGAGCUGCGUCUCCUCCAGGAGAGACACCAACAGCACAUUCUGUCCUUGACGGCGGAACUGGAGGCCAGGCACCGGGCUGAGGUAGAGGAGCUGAAGGCCUCGGUGGAGAGUGAGCAGUGGGCUCUUUCAGAAGCCCGUGUGGCUGAACUGCAGACACAGCAUGCUGCGGCGGUCAGUGCUUUGGAGGCAAGACACUCGUCACACCUGGAUUCUCUGGAAUCGCGUCACCUGUCUGAGAUGCAGACCAUGCGGGAGGAGCACAGGUGGGCUCUAGAGCAGCUGAGAGCGGACCUGGAGAAGCAGCUGCAGAAGAAGGAUGCUUCUCACCCCACCGCUCUGACUCAGGAGCUACACAGGCAGGCACUGAAACAUGGCCAGGAGCUUCCGCCUGCGGAGGAUGGCCUGAGGACGCAGAGGAGCGGGAAUCAGGGUGAGGCUGUGAAAGCCCUGGUGCCCCCUGAGCUUCCGGGAGUGCAGCAGGGUGAAUUUGAAAGUGAAAAGAAAGUUGCUUUGCAUGAAAAGGAGGAGAUACAUAGGCUGGAGUAUGAGCAAGCACAGUCUCUUUACCAAAAAGAGAAAGAGUCUUUGUUUCUGCAGCUUCAGGAGAAGAAUAACCAAAUUCUGCAGCUGAAAGACAAAAUUUUAUCCUUAAGUCACGAGGUAGAAGAGCGCCAUUCUGAACUGGAGAAGCUACAGCAAAGGCGUGACAGGGAAAACCAGGAAGGCACAAAUCUCAUCUCGAUGCUCAAGUCCGACAUUGACCUGUCUGACCGCGAAAGGAGAGCGCUCCGAGAUGCUCUGCGGAGGCUGCUCAGUUUAUUUGGAGAAAUGCUGAAGGCUGCCAUCACCCUGAAGAGCCGGAUCGGUGAGCGCGUGGGGCUCUGUCUGGAGGAUGAGGGCCUACCUGAUGCGCGGCCCAGUGGCCAGGCCCUGUUUGCAGUACCAGUGCUUGAUGAGACGUGGCCUGGGUCCGAGGCAGCCCUGCUGGAGCUGGACAAAACUUUGUCUGAAUGUGUGGAGAUGUCUUCAGACGCUGAAAUUAGCAGUCACAUCUGUGAAAGCUUUUUCAUGAGCCCAGAAAGUUCGCUGGAGUGUGAGCAGCCAAUUAGGAGAAUUUACCGGAGCCUUGGGCUGGCGGUGGAUGGCCUGCUGGAGCUGGCUCUGGACUCCACCAGGCAGCUGGAGGAAGCACGUCAGAUUCAUUCUCGUUUUGAGAAGGAAUUUAGCUGUAAGAACGAGGAAACCGCGCAGGUCGUUAGAAAGCACCAGGAGUUAGUGGAGCGCCUGGAUGAGGAGAACGCGGCCCGCACGCGGCUGACGCUGGAGCUGCACCAGGCGCAGGGCAUCAUCGAAGGGUUCAAGGUGGAGAAGGCCAGCCUGCAGGAGGCUCUGGGCCAGAAGGAGACGGCCGAGCAGGGCCUCGCUGUGGAGCUGGAGAGCCUGAGGCAGCAGCUGCAGCGGGCGACCCAGCAGCAGGCAGAGCUGAAGGAGGAGAACUCUGCCCUGUGGACCCAAAAGGAGGCCUUGGCCGCAGAAGCGGAAGAGAGAGAAGCUGGCACUCCUGUUCCCAUAGCACACGAGGACUCAGCCCUCCGUAGGGAAGUGGAAUGUCUAACCCAGGAGCAGUCGGAGGCCAGGAAGCAGUCCGAGAGAGACCGCGCUGCUCUGCUUUCCCAGAUGAAGGUUUUCGAGGCUGAGCUGGAGGAACAGCUGUCCCGGCAUGAAGCGUGUGCCAAGCAGGCUGAGGAACUCUCUUCGCUGAAGCAGCAGAUGGUGGCUCUGGACAAGCACUUGAGGAACCAGCGCCAGUUCAUGGACGAGCAGGCUGUUGACAGGGAACACGAGCGGGAAGAGUUCCAGCGGGAGAUCCAGAGGCUGGAGGAGCAGCUCCGACAGGCGGCUCGGCCACGGCCCCGGGGCCCCUGCGUCAGCGAUCAGGAGCCGCUGUAUGAGCAGGUUGAAUUGUUACAAGAACAGUUGAGAGAGAAAUCAGAUGGGUUUAAUGAGUUGGUUAUAAAGAAAGAGUUGGCGGACAGACAAAUGUUAAUCCAGGAAGAGGAAAUCAAACGUCUGGAGGAGACAAAUGUCAGCUGCAGAAGAGAGGCGGCCCAGCUGCGGGAGGAGCUGGAGAAGCAGAGGGACACUGUGAAAGCGUUGCAGCAGGAUAAAGAGGCAUUACGGGAGCAGCAGAUGAGUAACUUGCUGCUGGUGUCCACGCUGCAGUCUAAACUCGAUGAGGGCAGAUGCCCUGUGCCUCCUGCAGGCAGCUGUCCUGAGGGCCCGGAAGCCCAGCUGGAGGCGGCGCAGAGGGCGCUCCAGCAGCGGGACAGCGAGGUUUUGGACUUAAAAGAACAAUUAGGAAAGAUUAAAGAUGACUUAGUAAGUAAGAGCGACGAAGUGCUGCAUCUGAACUUGAAAUUAGACGCAGAGAGCAGCCGUGCUGCCGUCAGAGUGCGGGAACUUCAAGAGGAGAACGCCAGCUUGAAGGAGUUUCUGCAAAACAAAGAAAAAGAGAUCAUGUGUGUGAGCGAACAGCUCGAGGCGCAGCUGGCUGGGAUGGAAGGUGGCGCUCUCAGCGAGGUCCUGUGUGACAGAAGCUCAGAGAUCGAGGAGCUGAGAUCCAUCAUUGAGAACUUGCGAGACAACCAGCAACGCCUGCAGAGAGAGAAGGCAGAGGAGGUGGAGCAGCUCCACGAAGUCAUCGAGAGGCUGCAGAGAGAGCUCUCGCGCGGGGGGCCCACGGUGCCCGGGGCCGAGAGUGCAGUGAAUGGUGAUCUGCAGCCUGCUGAAGCCCCGGUGUCGUUAAACCACCCGGGUGUGCACAAACAAGACAGCGUGAUGGAGUCUGAGCUGCUCUUGGUGAAGAACGAGAUGCCCUUGAGAAUGGAGGACCAUGGCAAAGGGCCAGGAAGGAUGAAGAAUAAGGAAAAACUACUGGAAGAUUGUCAGCUGUGGAAAGUUGGUCUCAUAAGUCAGGUGAAAGAGCUUCAAGAAAAGUUGAACCGUCUGGUGUAUUCUGUGAACUUCCAGAACAUCGAGACAGAGGAUUUCAAACAUCAGCAGCUGGUGGCAUCUUCACAUGCUUUAGAAAAUAGUUCGAGUGAUAGUUCUAGUCACAGUGAAGGAACUGGCAAAUCGCCUCUUGUGGAUGCAUUUCAUAGCGACAAAACCACGUGUGAUCUAAUUGACCUUAGUGGAAGUCAGGAUCCACUGAUAAAAAAUGAAAUGUCAAAUGUUGCCAUGGAAGAUGAGGUUGACUUGCAGGACGGAUCACUUUGUUUACAAGCAGGCUUCCAUGCUGGCUGCCAUGACCUAACCCAUACGGAGGGGCCUGGGCCCUUGAAGAACACACUCAGGGCAGUGGAUCUGUCCUCCUGGAGCUCCCCGGAGGUUGUCAGGAAGGACUCCACUCGUGAGCCUGUGCCCAGCCUGCCCCUGACACCAUGCUCAGACGCCCUGAGCUUGGACGCCUCCCUGCAGGACAGGACCAGUGCCUCGGUCCAGGCUGACCAUUUGGAGCUGCUUUGGUCCCUGGGCGGCUCAGCAGCAGGAAAGGCCUCCAGGUGGGCAGAGUCUCCACUGGCUGCAGACAGAGCGCCCUCCGCUGACCAACAUGUGCAGCGGAUGGCUGUGGAGAAAGAUGUUGAAGACUUUAUCGUAACAUCUCUUGAUGCUCAAGAAAAGCCCAGAUCCUCUCCUCUCGGGUUUGAAGGAAAGAACAAUGGAAGUGAAAACAGUGAGGGCUCGGGGUUUGGAAAGAUACUAAACCAAGGUUUGGGAAGACUCGAAACCCCCACUGCUAGUCCUCCAGAGCCGCCUCCCACCUCUGGAAGGUUCCGACGGCCGCUGGAAGCUAUGAAGGAGAAAGAAGUGCAUCCGAAACAAGUGAAGGCUUUGCUGCAGAUGGUGUGUGACGAGAGCCACCACAUACUGGCCUUGUCCGAGUGCCGCGGGCCGCCCAGCGCCCUGAGCAAGGGCGAGCCGAGUGCCCCCCUUGAGCACUUCCCGAGGGAGGGCCCCGGCCUUUUGGAGGCGGUGCCGGCCCUGCGGAGACAUCUGAACCUAGCACCCCAAAAGGGAGAGAAGGACCCUCCCGGCAUGUGUCUUGACUGGAGAGGAGAAUUUCUCCAGGUUGUGCAGGAGGCAUUUGGAAAAGAGCGGGAGAUGCUGAGGGCCGAGCUGCAGCCCCAGCCCUGCGGCUCUGAGCCCAGGGACCACAGCUCCCUGCUGGAGCGGCUAGAGAAGGUGGUCCAGCAGCAGGAGGAGUCCUUGGAGCACCUUCGCCUGUCAGACAGGAGCAGCCUGCUGUCCGAGAUCCAGGCUCUGCGCGCCCAGCUGCGCAUGACCCACCUGCAGAGCCAGGAGAAGCUGCAGAAGCUGUGCGCGGCGCUGACCAGCGCGGAGGCCCGUGGGAGCCAGCAGGAGCACCAGCUGCGCAGGCAGGUGGAGUUACUGGCAUAUAAGGUCGAGCGGGAGAAAUGGAUGGCAAGCGAAGUUCAGAAAACCCUGCACGAAGAGCAGGAGAAAGCCAGCAGCGUUCGGAAGCUCCUGCUGGUGGAGCAGACCGUCGUCAGAGACUUGAGGUCCGAGCUCCAGGAGCGUGAGCAGGACAACGAGAGGCUGCUGGCCUCCCUCAGUGAGGCGCAGAAGGAGGUCCUCCAGCUGAGGUCCGUGCUGGACGGUAAGGAGAGCGACCUGAAGGCGGCCCUGCAGGAGCUGGAGUGCGAGCGCGGGAAGGAGCGCGCCCUGCAGAGCCGGCUGCAGGAGGAGCAUCUGCAGCACCUGCAGAAGGAGGGCCAGAGCUCCAAGACCCUGGAGGAGUUGAGAGUAUCCUUGGAGAAGCAGUGUGCUCAGAGUAAUCGACUGUGUGUUGCGCUGAAACAUGAACAGACGGCGAAGGACAACCUCCAGAAGGAGCUGCAGAUCGAGGCCUCGCGCUGUGAGGCGCUCCUGGCGCAGGAGCGGGGCCAGCUGUCCGAGCUGCGGCGGAGCCUAGAGGCCGAGAAGGGCCGGUCGCUGGAGCUGGCCGCGGCUCUACGGCAUGAGCGGCUGCUGACGGAGCAGCUGAGCCGCGGCGCAUGGGACCCGCCGGCACACCACGCUGUGCUGAGGAGGCUGAAGGACGAGAAGUCCCGCGUGGCGGAGCUGCAAGCCAGGCUGGAGCAGGUGGACGUGCAGAAGCGCUGUGCGGAGCUUGAGAGGGAGAAGGAGGUAAGGGCCGCACAGACCCCUGCCGUGGAGCCCCCCCAGGCAUGGGAGCCGCGGCAUGGUCUGCGGAGAGAGGGGGAGAGUUCCACGAGGCUGGCCGCACGCGAAGGACGCGAGGACUCGAGGAGGAGAGCGGAGACGGGGCCAGGCCGGGCCGACGUGGAGAUGCGGCCGACGGGAGACAAGGAGAAGCUGCGGGAGUUGGAGUUGCAGCAUCAGCGAGAUGAGCACAAGAUCCGGCAGCUUCAGCGGACGGUCCAGGCCCUGGAGGCGAAGGCGGCCGCUCGCCAGUCCCCAGAGGCCGAGCGGCUGCAGGAGGAACGGCACAGCCUGGAGAAGGUCCGGCAGCAGCUGCUGUGUGCAGCCGGGCUCCUGACCAGCUUCGUCAGCCAGAUGGUGGACAGGACAAUUAGUGAUUGGACAUCAUCGAAUGAGAAAGCAGUGAGCUCCUUGCUGCGCACGUUAGAGGAGCUCAAGUCUGACCUGAGCGCGCCCAGCUCCUCCCAGAAAAAGAUGACAGCAGAGCUGCAGACCCAGCUGGUGGACGUCCUCCUGAAAGACAACGACUCCCUGACGAGAGCCCUGCGCACGGUGACGCAGGAGAAGGCGGACCUGCGCCGGGCAGUGUCGCAGCUGGAGGCGUCCCUGAAGCAGCAGCUGCUGAAGCGCGGUGUGUGGACUAGACCGGACAAGUCUGCGUGGAAGCAAGACGGGGCAGUCUCGCAGAGCUCAGCAGGACAGCCAGACCCAGCAGUGCCCGCGCUGGCCGCACGGGAGGAGGGAAACGCCUGCGGCGUGCACAUGGAGAAAUUGUACCUGCAUUAUUUGAGAGCAGAAAGCUUCAGAAAAGCUCUGAUUUAUCAAAAGAAGUAUCUUUUACUAUUGAUUGGUGGAUUCCAGGACUCUGAACAAGAAACGCUCUCCAUGAUCGCCCAUUUGGGAGUAUUUCCUUCCAAAGCAGAUAAGAAAAUCACCACAUCUCGCCCUUUUACGAAGUUUCGGACUGCCGUCAGGGUGGUGAUCGCGAUAUUAAGAUUACGUUUCUUGGUUAAGAAGUGGCAAGAGGUAAAUCGGAAAGGAGCCAUGGUGGCAGGCCGAGCGCCCCGUCCAGCGGUUGCGGGGGAAGGAUUCCGGGCACCACGGCAGCAGCCUGCACCCAAAACCAGCACCUCCCCGCCAGCCCGGGACGCGUCCUCCAGCCACGCCAGGGACCGCGGGCCCAAGGCCUCCCCGUGCAGGAGGGAGAGUGAACUGUGUUCCCCUGAUGGCCGGAGCGGGCUGAGCCGUGACUGCGUGGACGUCCUGCGGCCGCGGUGGGGUGAGGGGGUGCGGCUGCGGCUGCGACUUCUCCUCCGGGUGUGACCGUGAAAGAUGGGCCUUGGGUUUCAUCUCUGCAGAGUGAACCACGUGAACCUCCUCCUCAGGCGCUGGGAUGAGGGACUCUGGUUACGAGUCACUUAUUUCGUUCUUUCAACCCUGAUUUUUCCGAGAUUUGUAACAUAGGACAGUUCGGUUCGUGUCUUUGCGGGUGUUUGUCCCCACGUCCAGACCCUUCGGCCUCUGAGUGUGCUUCCCAGCGCGUGCUCCGUGCUUAGGGUGGUAGCACCGUCCCCCAUGGGCGCCGUGGACGGGGAGGACGCGCCGGCGUGUGCGCCUUCAGCCCUUGCCCCUGGUUGACGGUGGCAUCUCUGCGCACGCUGCGCUUGUGAGCACAGCGGUCUCUGGCAGGAGAGACGGCACAGGACGUGGGGACGAGCGCCGCCGUGGGGCCAGGCGGCAGGCAGCCCCAUGUGCGGCUGACUUGGGAUCUCCUGCGCUGACGGUGUUCCACCGACGUGUGGGAUUCCUCAGGGAGACGUGUUUCGGAAGUGCUGGCUUUGGCCUGGCCUCAAGCAAGGCAGGGCGUGCAUAUGAGUCCGUGGGGCCCCGGUGCCCAGGUCUGUGUGGGGGAGGCAGGGACUCUUGGCCGGUGGCUGUGGCAACCCUGGUGUCUGCGUUGGUGAUGGUUAUGGAAAGAGUCCGUGCCAGCCAAGGCCUCUUUUACGUGGGUGGUACAAGGAUGAGUAAGACGUGUGCCUACCCUGAAGAGAACGUGAAGGACACAAAGCAGAGGACCGGGAGGAAAGGUGCUGCGUAGAGACUGGACCCGGUGGGUUGUGCCCCAAGUGAAGGGGACAGUUUGGGAUGAUCAGAGAAAGGCCAGUGGGUAGUGGGGUCACCCUUAGGGCACCGAGGGGUGGGUCUGAGGGGCAGGGCUCCAUAAUCCGGUUGGGGUAAUGCAUUUAUACUUGAAAAUUUCGUGAAUGAAGUAACAUGUUAUUGGGGCACCUGGGUGGCUUAGUCGGUUAGAUGUCUGACUCUUGAUUUCUGCUCAGGUCAUGAUCUCAGGGUCGUGAGAUUGAGCCCUGCCUCAGAUUCCACGCUCAGCACAGAGUCUGCUUGAGAUUCUCUCUCUCUGUCUUCCCCUCCCCCGGUGUGCCCACCUUCAUGUGUGCACUCUCUUUCUCUCUUAAAUAAAUAAAUCUUUUUUUUUUAAAGAUUUUAUUUAUCUAUUUAAUUGACAGAGAGAGACACAGCGAGAGAGGGAACACAAGCAGGGGGAGUGGGAGAGGGAGAAGCAGGCUUCCCACUGAGCAGGGAGCCCGAUGUGGGGCUCGAUCCCAGGACCCUGAGAUCAUGAACUGAGCCGAAGGCAGACGCUUAAUGACUGAGCCACCCAGGCACCCCAAUAAAUAAAUCUUUUUAUUUUUAUUUUUUAUUUUUUUAAAGAUUUUAUUUAUUUAUUUGAGAGAGAGAAUGAGGUAGAGCAUGAGAGGGGGGAGGGUCAGAGGGAGAAGCAGACUUCCUGCUGAGCAGGGAGCCUGAUGCGGGGCUCGAUCCCGGGACUCCAGGAUCAUGACCUGAGCCGAAGGCAGUCGCCCAACCGACUGAGCCACCAGGUGCCCUUUUCUUUUUUUUAAUAAAGAUUUUUAUUUAUUUGAGAGAGAGAACAAGCAUGAGUGGGCAGGAGGGGCAGAGAGAGAGGGAGAAGCAGACUCCCCGCCGAGCAGGGAGCCCGAUGCAGGACUCGAUCCCGGGACUCCAGGAUCAUGACCUGAGCCGAAGGCAGUCGCCCAACCAACUGAGCCACCCAGGCGCCCAAUCUUUUUAAAUAAUAAAAUAAUAUACAAUAGUUUUUACUCAUUUUACCUCUGAGACAUUUUAUAGAAGUUGGUUUUUGUUUUCCUUUUUUUUUAAAUUUUAUUAUGUUAUGUUAAUCACCAAUGAUCAUUAGUUUUUGAUGUGGUGAUCCACAAUUCAUUGUUUUCAUAUAACACCCAGUGCUCCAUGCAGUACGUGCCCUCCUUAAUACCCAUCACCGGGCUAACCCAUCCCCCCACCCCCCUCCCCUCUAAAACCCUCGGUUUGUUUCUCAGAGUCCAUAGUCUCUCAUAGUUCAUCUCUCCCUCCGAUUCCCCCCCCUUCAUUUUUCCCUUCCUUCUCCUAACAUCCUCCAUGCUAUUCUAUCCUAUGUUCCACACAUAAGUGAAAGCAUAUACUAAUUGACUUUCUCUGCUUGACUUAUUU